GUGCGCGGCAAUACAGCAGUUCUUGCGUGGGGAGGUCCCUACUGUGUGUCUACCUGUUGGAGAUCACCACCAGACCCACGGUCAUUGUGGAUCUGCUGCACUCCAAAAAUGUCUCCAAGCCUAUUUUCAUACGCUUUGGUGCUUUUUGUCCACGCAGCACCAAUCUGCCGUGGAUUUAACAUAGAUGAACGCUUUCCUGUGAUCAAGGAGGGCAAAACCAAAGGGAGCUUCUUUGGAUUCUCCGUGGCCAUGCAUGAGCAAACGCAGGGCUCCAGGAAAUAUCUGCUUCUAGCAGGAGCGCCAAAGGAGAAAGCUCUGUCGCUGAAUAACAUCAAUGAAACAGGUGCUGUCUACUCCUGUCCCAUUACAACAGAUGCCUCCGACUGCUCCAGAAUGGACCUUAUCAGUUCACCAACCCCAUCCGACAUGGUGGAGGGCAUGUGGCUGGGUGUGACCGUGGCCAGUCAGAGAGUGCAGCAGGAGGGUCGCGUGCUGGCAUGUGGGCACCGCUAUGUCAAGAUCAUCCAAAGCGGCACAGAAGAGCAGCGACAGAUGAUCGGAAAGUGCUACGUGAGGAGUAACGACCUGACCUAUGAUCCCGAUGACGGCUGGCAGAGUCACAGCUACGAAGUCUGCAACCCGGGUUUUGGCAUGGAACUUGAAGGCUUGUGCAACAUGGGCAUCUCGGGCGGGAUGAAUGAAAACGACGUGUACGUGGGUGCCCCGGGCAGCUUCGUAUGGCAAGGAAAUGUUCAUGUUAUAUCGAGAGAUUCUGAUCCAGCCAAUGCAUGGGACUCCAUUGACAAAGACUUUGGACAGCUGAAAAAGCGAUCUAACAGCUACAUAGGUUACGCCAUUCUUGAAGAGCAGAAGCUGCUGAGCCUUAAUGACUACACAGUGGUGGCGGGGUCCCCCAGGGAUGAGUCCAAGGGCUCGGUGGUGUUCGGGAUGAAGACUAACACCAACAUCGAGACGGUCCUCAUCAUCCCCGGGGAGCAAGUGGGCUCGUAUUUUGGGAGCAGUCUGGCUGUCACAGACCUCAACAACGACAAUUGGAAUGACCUAAUAGUGGGUGCCCCGCAUUACUUUGACCGCAUGAAGGAUGAGGGAGGAGCUGUCUAUAUCUAUAUGAACGAGAAUGGAUCCUUCCAGAAGACUCCUACCAUGGUGCUGAAGGGGCCUGCAUCCUCUGCAUUUGGCCUUGCAGUGGCCGCCAUUGGUGACAUCAACCAGGAUGGAUUCCAAGACUUUGCAGUCGGAGCUCCGUUCCAUGACACAGGCAAGGUCUUCAUAUGGACGGGAAGUAAAAAGGGAAUCUCAAAUAAGCCCAGUCAGGUAAUUGAGGGAAAGUCAGUAGCUAAUGGUGCAUUCAAGACGUUUGGCUACUCCAUCAGUGCAGGCAUGGACAUGGAUGACAACAGCUACCCUGACAUCUUAGUUGGCUCACUUGAUGACCGCAUAGCCCUGCUCAGGAGUCGGCCAGUGGUCCACUUAACUCAGGACUUUACAGUGGAGCCAAAGAUUGUGGAUCCUAAUCAGUGCCAAGGAAACACAGCAUGCAUCACAGCCACUCUCUGCAUGUCUUUCACCCUAAGCAAUGGCAACAAAAACUUCAAGAAAGACAUCACGGUGAAGUACACAGUGGAGGCUGAUAUGGAGAGGAGAAGGAGUCCGCGUGUUCGCUUCCAGGACAACAAUGAUGACACAUACACAGGCCUGCUCACCCUGCCAUCCACCAAGUCCGAGUGUCAAGUUCUCAACUUGAAUGUUGUGGCGCCUGUGAGAGACAAAUUGGAGCCCGUGGUCUUCUCCGUAAACAUGUCCCUAUCUGAUCAAAAACCUAAAUCGAGACGCUCCAUUCAGAACCUGGACUCAUUCCCUAUUCUGAGUCAAGAGCAGAAAGUCACCCAAAGAACAGAGAUUAACUUCCAAAAGGCGUGUGGGUCAGACAACAAAUGCACCAGUAACCUGCAGCUCAAAGCCCAUUUUGCCAACAAUAAGGAAAAAACGUUCCCCAGACAGGACAAAUUCCAAAUCUUUCAGUUCAACAGCAGUAUGAAGAUAAUACUGUUGAUGGUGGAGGUGACCAACUUUCCUUCAAGAGGAAAGCUGGCUGAGGAUGCUCACCAGGCCAUGCUCAACGUCACCAUCCCCGAUGCUCUGAAAUACUCUGGCGUUAGAUCCCAGGACCAUGAUGUUGAGUGUCGUUAUGAGGGCACAGUCCUUUGCGAACUGGGGAAUCCACUCAAAGGAAAGGAAAAGGUGUCACUUGCCCUGAGGUUGGAGACAUCAGGUAUAGAUCUGUACACGCGGCAGAUCGAGUCUGAGCUGCUUCUGUCCACUCUCAGUGAGCAGAGUGACCUCCAUCCAGUGCCUGUGACCCUCCUGAUCGAGAACACCAUCAUCCCUACCUUCUCCAUAAAAAAUGAACAAGUGCAGACCAAAUUUGGCGGGACGGUGAUGGGCGAGUCAGCUAUGGUGAACAGCAGCGACGUGGGCAGUCUGCUUGAGUUCAUAUUCAAUGUCAACAUGAGAGGACAACCUUUGGGGGACUUGGGGACCCUGGCUGUGGAGUUUGAGUGGCCCUUUGAGGUGUCCAACGGCAAGUGGCUCCUGUACCUGACUCAGAUCAUCAUUCAGGCAGAGUCAGAGACCGAGUGUAGACCUCCUGGAGAUGUUGUCAACCCGCUCAAUCUAACUUUGUCAGAAAGUGGAUCAAAGCGUGUUAAAAGGCAGAUCAGGGUAGAUGAAUCUGAUGAUAAGCUGCAGGCCGCUGAGCCACAGGCGACGCUCACGCUGCUCACGCCACGAAAAGAAUUCUGCAUGUUGGAAUGCUCCAAGGGCACGGCGAGAUGCGUGACCUUUACGUGUCCUUUGUUGAACAUGACUAAUUCAGCCAAGAUUUACGUCCGUGCUCGUUUGUGGAACAGCACCAUGCUCGAGGACUAUCCCAAUGCUUUGUGGAUCAAAGUUCGAGGUCAAGCGACGCUGAAACUCAUUACAGACAAACCAACCAUUAAGAUGGACAGCCAGACCACAACGUUCACAGUGGACAUAGAGCCAGUGGCAGGGGUAGAGACGCCUUAUGAACUUCCACUGUGGAUCAUCAUAUCUGCUGUGGUAGCGGGAAUCGUACUUCUAGGAAUCAUCAUUAUUAUACUUUGGAAGUGUGGCUUCUUCCAGAGGGCCAGCAGGAGGGAGAUGUAUGAGGCCAAAGCCCAGAAGGCUGAGAUGAAGAUCCAGCCCUCUGAGACAGAAAAGCUCACUGAGGACUACUGAGACCCACUGUGGGUCCUCCAACCGCACACACCAGUGGGGCUUUUGGCUUGGAUUCUUCAAGCGAUCCCUCUACUACCGGAUAAUGCCAAAGCACCGGGGGGUGAAAAUUCGCAUGGCUGAUCGCUAUCAGUCCAAUGAGGGAUUUGAGCCUGAGGAGCUGCACAGAAAGCAUUGGGUCACCAACUGGACAGAGACGCAGCAUUUCUACUACUGAGGCCUUUACUUAGAACCCUGACAGCACACAGGCCAAAUAACGGAGACUGGACCCAGUCUGGACCACCUGUGGAUUAAAUGCAUUAACUUUUUCUAGACUUCUCAGUGCAAUAUACUGAACUUUUUUGUUUUCAGAGAAUUUGGUGAAUUGCAGGACUUUGAUGUUCUUAAUUUGAUGUGUGAAUUGAUCGUUUCAUCUUCUUUGUCUUUUUUAUUCCUCAUGUUGACUUGCAUUUUCUUCCCAAUCGGCCGUGAAUUUGAUUCAUGACUGUAAAUGUUUUUGCAUCUGCAUCACUGUUUUUCCCGCCAUAAUUCCCACCCAGCUGACCUUGUGUGCAGAACAUGAUACGUUUGUUUGCUGUGCUUUAUUCCAAGUUUUCAGGGACUACAGUCGGUACUGAUGAGGGAACUGAGUACUACUUGCAUUCUCUUGGCUUGAGAUUAUUUUAAUUCCCCCAGUGAGAUGUCCCUGCAUUGAUGGCUAUUUAUUAUACAGUCUUGUGUAAACAUGGCAGGAGAUCUCUUUCGAAUGAUCUCAUAACAGGGAGUCAACAACACUGGAUUUAAUAACGCUUUGUAAAUGUUGUAAUCAACUGGAGACGGCAUUGUGUGUAGUUAUGUAAUACAUGUACAUACGUUUUAUUGACUGUUUGAAUGAACACGAACUGGAUACCUCUUUAGGUACAUUGGCACAGUUGAACACUUUAUGUUUAUUGUUGUGGUUAUCAAACUGGACUGCGUCAUACUGAGAGCCACUCAUGUAGCUAUUACAUGACACGGUGUGCAUGUGUACCUAAUGUUGUGGCCAGUGGGUGUACUGUAUGCCAUUUGCUGUGUGUGAUUGUACGAAACAGGAGGCAAACCUUUGGACGACAUCCAAGUCCUCUCUGUACCUUUCAGCACUAAAAACCAGACUUGACUAAGAGGACAUUGAUUUGGUCGUCUCUGGCGGGACUAUUUGCUGCCUUGCUGCUCUUGCUCAUGUUACCUGAGAGCUGCCAGGUAUUUUCUUGUGAGGCUGUGGGCCUCACAGAGGCCCCUUUGAUUCGUAAAACGAAUGCUCAAGCUGGUUUUUUUUUAACCGCAAUGUCAUUAAAUUGUUCCCUGCAAUGAGGUCUAAUUGAAAA
Dunckerocampus dactyliophorus (ringed pipefish) is the source of this 4619-nucleotide messenger RNA. It is a transcript of the gene itga3b, whose product is annotated as integrin, alpha 3b. Bases 109 to 3279 code for a protein of 1056 amino acids. The transcript is spliced from 26 exons. Gene Ontology annotation, biological process: leukocyte migration; cell-matrix adhesion; cell-cell adhesion. NCBI's taxonomy places the organism in Eukaryota, Metazoa, Chordata, Actinopteri, Syngnathiformes, Syngnathidae. The record is from RefSeq and is a predicted model, not a curated record. Gene Ontology annotation, cellular component: external side of plasma membrane; integrin complex. Gene Ontology annotation, molecular function: integrin binding.